GAUCAUAAGUAAUCUUGGUGAGGAAACCAUUCUUCACCGUUAAAUUUGCUUCUUCCCCAUCUUUAAACUCUCUCUUCUUCCAUAACCUUGUUUCUUCUCUGCAAGCUUUAAGGUCUCAAUUUAAUCUCCAGGUACUUACAUCCUCGCAUUUUCUCCCAUUUUCACUCGUCCAUCUGUUUGAUGCAUAAAGAGAAACUAAGAAAUUUUUUAACAAUUUAUUACAAUAUACAUAUUGUUUUGUUGAUCAGAUGUCCUACUUUCUUUUAGUUUAAUUUCCUUACAUAUGUAUUUUUCUCCUCUUCAUUUGAUACCAGUUAUUUUUGCAUAAAAUUAAUUACCCUGCACCAAGAAAUACGGAGAUCUGCCCGCUUUCUCUCUCUGAUCAUACGAUUUUUCAAGCCCGCAGAGCUGGGGACUAGUUCUUUUUGCACCAAAGUACCCUGCGCAAGUACUAAGGAGAUCUGCCUUCUUUCUUUGUCAUUUUAAUCAUUCAAUAUUUCAAGCCCCGUGGAGUUGGGACCAGAAAAUUUCUUCAUGGAGUCCACCAUAGGGUCAGUUCUUGGAAGGGUAGGGGAAUAUGUAGAUUGUCAUAAAAACUUCCACAAUGAUGUGGAUGAUCUUAAAAAAGGAAUUGCAGAUCUAAAACGCAGAAGAAAUGAUAAGUUAGCAGAGCUACUAACAGUCGAUGACUCGGAAAGACAAGUUAAAGAAGAAGUGCAAGGAUGGCUUGAAGAUGCAAGGAGGGUCACUGAAAUUGAAAUGCCAGAUAUUGAAGAAGAGGUGCAGAAUGUUUCAUACUUGUCACGUGGUAGCCUUGGAAGACGUGUCCGUCAAAAGAUUCAAGAUGUGAGGGAAAUUUAUAAUCGGGGUAGUUUCCCUGAAAGUCUUGUAAUUGAAAGGCCUCCGCCUAUUGGAAUCACUUUGCCAACCGAGAAUAUGGUGGGCGAGGUUGAUGUGAAGGAAAAAAUUUGGGGAUACUUGAUGAGUCACGAGGUUGGAAUUAUUGGAGUUUGUGGAAUUGGUGGAGUUGGCAAAACCACUGUUAUGAAACACAUCCAUAAUGAAUUGCUAAAUGAGGCUACUAAGUUUAAGAAAGUUGUUUGGGUUACAGUAUCACAUCCACUCAUUGUUUUUAGAUUACAAGGUGACAUUGCUAGUGCAAUGAACAAAAGUCUUCCCGAUUAUGGGGAUGAACUGAAGCGGGCAUCGAGAUUGAUGGAGGUUAUGAAAACAGUAAAAUAUGCAUUGAUCUUAGAUGAUGUGUGGGAUAAAUUUACUCUUCAUAGAGUUGGCAUCCCAGAACCAACAACCGAAAAUGGGUGCAAAAUUGUUAUUACUAGCAGAUCGGUUGAUGUAUGCAACUACUUGAGAUGUCAGAUGGUUAAGGUGCCACUUCUUUCAGCACAAGAGUCUUUGAACUUGUUUUUAGAUAAGGUUGGGCAAGACAUUCUACGAAUUCCUAAUUUGGAAGAGAUUUUGAAGCUUAUGGUUGCUGAAUGUGCUGGUUUGCCAUUGGCCAUUGUUGUCAUUGCUGGGAGCAUGAGAGGAGUAGAAGAUAUCUUUGAGUGGAGAAAUGCAUUACGUGAAUUGCGUCAAUGUGUAGUAAAUACAGAGAAAGAUUCAGAAGAUGAGAUAUUUAAUCGCUUGAAGUUCAGUCAUGAUCGUCUACGAAAUUCAAGCAUCCAGAAUUGUUUCUUAUAUUGUUCAUUAUAUCCAGAAGAUUGGGUUAUUAGAAAAGAAAAUCUAAUUGAAAACUGGAUUUGUGAGGGACUUGUUGAAAAAUUAGGGAGCAGAAGAGAAAUGCAUGAUAAAGGACAUGUUAUUUUAAAUAGGCUUUUAAACAAUUGUCUGAUAGAGGAAGCCAAUAAAAGGGAAAAUGUUAAGAUGCAUGAUGUUGUAAGGGACAUGGCAUUGCGUGUUAAGAGCACCGGUCCAAGUAAGUUCAUGGUGAAAGCUAAAAUGAGAUUGACAGAGAUACCAGAGGAGGAUGAAUGGACUGAAGAUCUAGACAAGGACAUUAUGGAAACAGUGAAAUAUGCAUUGAUCUUAGAUGAUGUGUGGGAUAAAUUUGAUCUUCAAAGAGUUGGAAUACCAGAACCAACAACAGAAAAUGGGUGCAAAAUUGUUAUUACUAGUAGAUCAGUUGAUGUAUGCAACUACUUGGGAUGUCAGAUAGUGAAGGUGCCUCCUCUUCCACAGCAAGAGUCUUUGAACUUGUUUUUAGAUAAGGUUGGACAAGACAUUCUACGAAUUCCUAAUUUGGAAAAGAUUUUGAAGGAUAUGGUGGCAGAAUGCGCUGGUUUGCCAUUGGCCAUUGUUGUCAUUGCUGGGAGCAUGAAAGGUGUAACACUUAUUCGUCAGUGGAGAAGUGCAUUACGUCGAUUGCGUCAGUGUGUGGUGGAUAUAGAGAAAGAUUCAGAAGAUCAGAUAUUUCAAUGUUUGAAGUUCAGUUAUGACCGUCUACCAAAUUCAAGCAUCCAAGAAUGUUUAUUAUAUUGCUCAUUGUAUUCAGAAGAUUGGGUGAUUCAAAGAGAAGAUCUAAUUGAAGACUGGAUUUGUGAUGGACUUGUUGAAAAAUUAGGGAGCAGAAGAGAAAUGCAUGAUAGAGGACAUGAAAUUUUAAGUAAGCUUGAAAACAAUUGUCUGUUAGAGGAAGGCAGUGACGGAUAUCUAAACGGUGUUAAGAUGCAUGAUGUUGUGAGGGACAUGGCAUUGCGUGUUAAGAGCACCGGUCCAAGUAAGUUCAUGGUGAAAGCUAAAAUGAGAUUGACAGAGAUACCAGAGAAGGAUAAAUGGACUGAAGAUAUAGACAAGGUUUCCCUUAUGUACAAUGAAAUAUCAUAUAUCCCUAUAAAUAUGUUCCCCAAAUGCUUGAUGCUCUCAACCUUAAUUUUGGAGGGUAACUUAGAAUUGAAGCAAAUUCCAGAGUGUUUUCUAGCAAACAUGCCCCUACUGAAGUUUCUUAAUCUUUCUUAUACUGGCAUUGAGGCUUUACCUAAUUCCAUGUGUAGCUUAAAAAAUCUUACAGCACUGAUUCUCUGUGCAUGUGAGAGUUUAGAACGCAUGCCUUCCUUGUCAAAGCUUAAAGCACUGAAGAAGUUGGAUUUGGAUGAAGCGGGCCUUUAUGUGGCUCCUGAAGGCAUUGAAAUGUUAGAAAAUCUAGAAUAUCUUGAUUUAUCUGCUCCAAAGCUGAAGGUACUACCAAAAGGAAAAAUCAGUAAGCUCUUUCGCCUCCAAUACCUACGUAAAAAUCCAAUUUUUUCAACUGAUAUAAGAGCAGAAGAAGUAGCAAGAUUGAACAUGCUGGAAUGUUUUGAAGGUAUAUUUGAUCAGCUGAAGGACCUCAACAGUUUUGUUAGCAAGUUGAACCAAUUUAGGAGACCCAAUAAUUACUGGUUACGUGUGGGAGUGGUCCGAAAUGUGGGGUGGUAUUUUGGGAAAUUCCACAACGAUGAUAUUGUCAGAAAGGUUGCUUUAUCCGACUGCAAUAUAGGAUAUGAAGAGGAGUUGGUGCUUCCAGAUGACCUUCGGAAUUUGUUGAUUGGAUGCUGCAAUAUGGUCGCUGAUAUUUCUAUUUCUCUGAGAAAUUUGACUCAAUUGCAAACAUAUGAAUUGUACGACUGCCAAGGGAUAGAAUGUGUGGUCUCCUUCUCGUCAUCUUCAUCUUCUUCCUUGACAGCUAUGAAUAACCUUGAAAAGCUAUGUCUUUUCAAUUUGUUUAGCUUGCGGGACAUUGUGAAAGUAGAAAAAACAACAGCGUCGCUUGCACCGACAAUAUGCCCUCACAUCUUUUCCAAUCUUAAACACCUGAUAGUAAGGGGUUGUGGUCCAAACUUGAAGAAGCUGUUUCCAUGUGAGCUGCUGCAAGGUCAAGGCCUCCAAAACUUGGAGCAGAUUAUAGUCAACAGUUGCUGGGAGAUGGAGGAAAUAAUAGGAUGGGAAGAAGAAGAGGUAGGAAAUCAAACAACUACUCCAAUAUUGAUCCCUCUUCCAAAAUUAAGGAUAUUGGGGUUGAAAUCCCUACCAAAAUUGAAGAGAAUCUACCCCGAAGGAGGAGUAAUGGCUUGUGAUUCUCUCAAUUCCAUUUAUAUAAUCGACUGCCCUAAGGUCAAGAGGAUUCCCCUCUGUCUUGGAAGGGAAAACGGGCAACCAUCUCUUGCUGCUAUGAAAGAAAUCUAUAUUGAAAGUAAAAAAAAAUGGUGGGAAUCAUUGGAGUGGGAGAAUCCUGACGAUGAGUAUGUCUUCCUACCUUUCAUCAAAUAUAUUGGGUAAGUCUCAUUACUCUCCCUUUUUUCCAUCACUUGCAUUCCAUUCCUUCUCUCUCACUGGUAUUUCAUAAAUAAAUGUUUCUAUCUCUUGUUUCUGAAUGAAUCCAAGUGUUAAUCUCCAUUGAUUUGCUUAAUAAUCUAAUCUUGAUUGAUUUGCUCUUAAGAUGUCUAUCUCGCUAAUACCAUUUUUGAUUACUCACUCAGCAACGAUGAUCACCCUCGGGUAAACAUUAAAUAUGGCUGUGUCGACCCGAAUCAAUUAUUUAAAGACAGUCUAUAAUGCCAUGCCCAGCUCAGCUCAGCUCAGCUCAGGUAUAUAUGUCUGUUGAUUUGCUUCUAAUGAGAUGUCCAUCUCCCUUAAUUGGAUGCUAAUUCCUUUUUAAAUUAUUCAUUCAUAGCGAGCAAGCUUUCCUGAGUCAUCCAUUCAAUAUCAAUCAGGUAUAUAUUUUUAUGUUUUUAGGAACGUUUUUUCUUUUUUUCUUUCCUUUUGCUGACUAUUAUUUGCAUCCUUAGAAUUAAGUGAUUUCUCCAUACAUGUUGAUGCAGGUUGCAUAUCUACCAUCUCAUACCUCUUUCUUCAACUCAGCAACAUUUAUACCAAUGCAAGACAAAAACUGGGAUUCACAAAUCACACUCACAUGAAUGCAAUGCCAUCUCUGUUGUAAUUUGCUGUUUAGUGUUGUGGAUGAACUUCAUUUAAUUAAAGCUUUUUAUUGUU
Rubroshorea leprosula is the source of this 4986-nucleotide messenger RNA. NCBI's taxonomy places the organism in Eukaryota, Viridiplantae, Streptophyta, Magnoliopsida, Malvales, Dipterocarpaceae. The record is from the annotation of a GenBank genome assembly.